AUGACCAUAUCGUACACUUUGGAUGUGUCGCAGACCAAUCUCAAAAGCUUCUUCAGCUUGCUGUUGAGAUGGAGAGGAAGUGUUUGGAAGGCGGUUUUCGGCCAACUUUUGGUAUGGACGUCGGCGUUCCUGAUUGUCAGCUGCGUUUACAGAUAUGCCCUAUCACCGCAACAACAAACGGUAUUCGAGCAGCUCGUCCAUUAUUUCAAUGACAAACUCGAUGCCAAUAUUCCUCUCACAUUUCUACUUGGUUUUUUUGUAUCGUUCGUCGUUGCCCGCUGGGGGUCGAUACUUAACGGAAUCGGAUGGAUUGACGACGCCUCGCUGCUAUUCGCCACUUACAUUCGAGGUUCGGAUGAGGAGACGAGAAUCAUUCGAAGGAAUCUGGUAAGAUAUCUCGUGUUAUCCCAAGCGUUGGUCCUCCGAGAUAUUUCCAUGCAAGUGCGGAAACGAUUCCCCACCAUGGACACGCUGGCGGCUUCGGGAUUCAUGACCCACGAGGAAAUGGAUAUUCUGGAUCACAUCAAGGAUCCAUACAGCAGAUAUUGGACAUCGAUUCAAUGGAGCCUAAAUUUGAUCUACGAUUGCCAGCAAAAGGGAAAAAUCGAGAGCUACUAUUUAAUGAAUAAAAUAGUCGAUGAGAUUGGCAAAUUUCGGCAUGGGCUCGCUUCGCUGCUCAAAUACGAUUGGGUUCCAGUGCCGCUCGUUUACCCACAGGUCAUAUUUCUGGCGGUUCGAAUUUAUUUCCUAAUCUGCCUUAUCGGACGCCAAUUUAUUGUCACCGGCACAAAUCCGUCUGGGAUUGAUUUGUGGCUUCCAAUCACGACGAUGGUGCAAUUUAUUGUUUAUAUGGGUUGGAUGAAAGUGGCCGAAGCGCUUCUGAAUCCGCUCGGCGAAGAUGAUGACGAUCUCGAGUGCAAUUAUAUCAUCGACAAAAAUCUAAUUACUGGUCUGUCGCUUGUGGACGAAAUGUGGAAACAUCAAAAUACGGGCUACUCGAUGGUCGAAGAGCAUAUGGCGAAGGUGCCGAGCCUUAAAAAGGACGAGUUUUGGGGAAUCGACAAAAUCGCGCCGCUGUACUCCAUUGAGUCCGCUGAGCGUUCGGUGCAUCCACUAGUUGGAAGCGCCAGCAAAAUCAAUCUUGUCAAGAACCGAAAAGAGAUUGUGAUGACACCGCAUAAAAAUAAACUCAGCGAGUUGGACCCUUCAGAGCAGAAGGCGUACCUUCGACGGGUCAAUGUUAUCGAUCAUAAUGUGAAGCAUGAACAACAACGGAAUAUGGAGCGAGCGAAUUCUCCAAACAAAUGUCUUAAUAAAGUGCGGAGUAGAUCAAACGGGAAAUUUCAUUCGACGGCAACAAAUGGCGCUCAAAAUGGUGUCGAAUUGUGGACGAGAGCAGGCGACAUCGAAAUGAGCCAUCCGACGCCGAACACGAAUCAAGUUCAUCCGCAUUCUAUUCGUAUUGUACCACCCGACGAUUUCCCGCCGCCCGAGAAUCGCUAUUAA
Messenger RNA from Caenorhabditis bovis, 1506 nucleotides. The record is from the annotation of a GenBank genome assembly. Lineage: Eukaryota; Metazoa; Nematoda; Chromadorea; Rhabditida; Rhabditidae.